UAGGGUUCUUCGUGAGGGAGCCGCAAGAGGUGAGUCCGCCGCCUCGCCGAUUGAUACAAUGGCAGGUCGGGGCAGGAUGCGAGUCCCUCAGCAAGGAGUCGCAAUCUUGCGGCCUCACGGCAGGGGCUCCAUGGUCGUGCCGCCUCCGCCGAUCAUCGAGCAGAAGCUUGCGGCCCAGCACCUGGAAAUCCAGCGCCUGCUGACCGAGAACCAGCGAUUCGCGGCGACGCACGUCGCGCUGAGGCAGGAUGUGGCGCAGCUCCGCCAGAUUAUCUCCCAGAACGACGCCAAGAUGUCGGCAUUGGAGAGGGAGCUGGAGCAGGCGAGGAGCGAAAUCAAGACGGUGAAUUCGCAUCGCCAAGAGCUCCUCCUCCAGGCACAGCAGAUGACACAGGAUUUGCAUCGCGCUCGAUCGGAUGCCCAGCAAAUGGCCGUGAUGAGGGCCGAGAAUGACACGCUCCGCCAGGAGCUCCAGAGGCUCAAAGCUACUUACGAGCCAAGCAGUGGCAGUGCUGGCGGUGGUGGUGGCGGUGGUGGUGGCGGUGGUGGUGGAGUUUCUACUUCUGCUAGUGGCAAGGAUCAUCAAGAACAGCUCUCCAAGGAGGUGGAGAAGCUUCGCGCAGUGGCAGCAUCAGUGAAUUAUCCAGUGGCUUCUUCCAGCGCUUCAUACGUCGCCAAUGGGAGUGUGGCCGCCACUCCUUCCAGCGCUCCUGUGGAGACAUGGACGACACACUACGCUCCAAAUGGCUCUCUCUUCUACUACAACACAGUCACGGGUGUAACGCAGUGGGAGAAGCCGGCCUCGCUCGCCGCAAGCCAGGCCGGGCAGGAGCUUCAUUCCAAUCCACAAGCCGCGCUUCAGCAAACCAUGCACCAAGUUCUCAUCCAGCAGCAUCAAGCUGCUGCCGCAGCCGCCGCCGCCGCCGCGUAUCAGUUGAGUGGUCACUCCGCCACUCCGGGCCUCCAGCAAUUCCCACAGCAGCUGCUCUACGCUCCUCAGCCAUCCUCCCAGAUCACAGGAGCUCCAGGACCAGGGACCUCGACCAACUUACCCGGUACAAGUCAGCCAUCUACAAGCCAAAACCCGUUGUCAUUCCUGGCGCGAUCCUCAGGAGUCGUUAACCCUUCACUCAAGCCCGACGGUGUUUCUUCACGGCAAUCUCCCUCAGCUGCUAACAGCCCCUCUAGGCCACAAGGUGCGACGUUGUCUGUGUAUGGGAUCUCUGCCGACUACCGGGACUCGGACUUGGUGGACCUAUUCAAGCCUUACGGGAGUGUUUUAUAUGCCAAAGUCGCUACCGCCAAAGAAAUGGCUGCGGGCCAGCCGUGUGGAACUGUGACAAUGGACACGAGACGGUCUGCCGAGGCAGCCAUGACUGCCAUGAAUGGAGUGUCGAUCUCUGGCAGUGCACUUGAGAUAAAACUCCAGCGUGACCAAGACGUUGAUUUUCCUUCCAAACAGAAAAGUGGUGCUUAUCGAUCUUCUUACUAACGCUCGCGCGAUUGUUUCUCUUUUAACUCUCUAUAUUUCUCUUUGCUCUUUCUGCGUCUCCGUUUUUCUUUUCUACGAAGCUAAUCCGUUUAUCCAGAUUCUUUUGCUGCUCUAGUUUUGUGCAGGCCUUGCCUUCUCUAUGAUGUUUUUGCUGGUUUUUACAGGCUUUCCUUUGUGAAGUAAAGAUUCACGUUGGUUUUUAACUUCCGUCUUCUAUUAAAGACUCGGGCUCCUGUCCUUCGGCAAGUUGCCGGCUGCAAAACUAUAGGGAGACGAUCCGUCAUACCCUCUUGGAACCAGGGCUUCUAAUGGAAGCUUGCCAACACCAGGAGAUUCUACUUCUACAUGGUUCCUAAGGUGGAUCGACCAUCGUCAUUUGCCGGAGUAAUCCCUUGGGAAGUUGGAUGAGUCAUUUGUUUUGGGAGAGCCGAACUAGAGUACCUCCAAGUGAAGAGUGUACGUGUGAAUUCAAUACGUAACUCAAGAUAUGAAGCUAUCCUUAGUGGA
Molecule: messenger RNA, 1999 nt
Organism: Selaginella moellendorffii
Lineage: Eukaryota; Viridiplantae; Streptophyta; Lycopodiopsida; Selaginellales; Selaginellaceae
Product: CUGBP Elav-like family member 1
Exons: 4
Coding region: 59-1492 (477 amino acids)
Molecular function (GO): RNA binding; protein binding
Source: RefSeq, a predicted model, not a curated record